This is a messenger RNA of Eimeria acervulina, 621 nucleotides long. RefSeq lists its product as hypothetical. NCBI's taxonomy places the organism in Eukaryota, Apicomplexa, Conoidasida, Eucoccidiorida, Eimeriidae. The coding region runs from base 1 to 621 and encodes 206 amino acids. The transcript has 6 exons. The record is from RefSeq and is a predicted model, not a curated record.
AUGUCCUUCGUGCCUCUGCUGUACCCUAUGCUGAGGGUUUACAGCCCCAUGGAGCUGUGCGAUAUCUUCUGGCGUGUGUCUCUUCUCUCUGUUUCCUUGCCUCGUGCUGCUGCUGCUGCUGCUGCAGCUGCUGCUGCUGAGCUGCACCCAACAGCAGCAGCAGCAGCCCUUGCUGCAGCAGCAUCUUCAGCAGGCGUGCCAGCAGCAGCAGCAGCAGCAGGACCAGAGAGAAUCUCUGCAUUCAAGAAGGAGCUGCUGCUGCAGCUAACACGCAAGCGUCACACGCUGCAGAGACAGCUGGGCUUGCUGCAGCAACAGCAGCAGCAACAGCAGCAGCAGCAGCAGCAGCAGCAAAUGCCACCGCAGCAGCAGCUACUUCUGGACAUCGUUGAUUGCUUUUCAUUUGAAGAAGUCGAAAUUCUGCUGCAAGUAUUCGAAGCCGUCGGCAUGGACGACAGCCAACUGCAAGCAGCACUGCAGCAGGAGCUACAGCGCAUUGCUUCUUUAACAAGAGGCGCCUCUAGGGUUUCUGCUCCUCGCCGCCGCAACUUCACGAAGAAAGAGAAGAGGGUGUCUAUGACAGACCCCCUCGCCUCCUAUUCGUUAACAGUUGAACCCUAA